AUGACGUGUUCUCUAUUUCAUUAUGACUCUCUCUCUCUCUCUCUCUCUCUCUCUCUCUCUCUCUCUCUCUCUCUCUUCCGCCCACCCUGCAGAAUGACCCCGACUACUUUUACUCGGAAUGUGUCCUCUUAUGAUCCCAGGGCCCAGGCAAUGGGCGGUCAGUGUUUUAGCCUGUCAUUAACUUCGAACCAAAACACUACAAUUAUUUUCUCCUUCUUUCAUUAUCUUUUGCAACUCUCUCUCUCUCUCUCUCUAUAUAUAUAUAUAUAUAUAUAUAUAUAUAUGUCUCUGUCUCUGUUUCUCUCUGUCUCUCUUUGUCUCUCUCUGUCUCUGUUUCUCUUUGUCUCUCUUUGUCUGUCAAUUUGUCUCUGUCUCUCUGUGUCUCACUUUCUCUGUCACUGUCUCUCUCCCUCUCUCUUUGUUUUCUUAUUCUUUCUUUUUUCUAUCCUUCAACAACCUUUUCACUUCUCUUUUUUCUAUUUCUCUCUUUCUUUCUUUUUUUCAAACAAAGAAAGAACGAUGCAAUCAAAACGUGUAAAUGACCUUUCACUGAUGAUAGAUGUAAUCUUCUUUCUUUCUUUUUUUUCUUUCUUUCUUUCUUUCUUGCUUUCUUGCUUUCUUUCUUUCUUUCUCCAAACUCCCUCUUUCUCUCCCCAUCUCCUUGAAUUUUUUUGUUAUCUUAUAACCUAUCUUUCUUUCUCUAUUUCCCGCCUCUGUUUUACAUCACUUUGUUCUCUCUCCAAUCACUCAGUAUUAUUUAUCAGUCCUUCCUUCCCCUUUCAUCUAUUUAUCCUUCCCUCUUACAAUCUCUCUCACUCUCGCUAUGAUCUUUUUGUUCUUCUUCAUUUCUGCAUGUGA
Molecule: messenger RNA, 858 nt
Organism: Acanthosepion pharaonis
Lineage: Eukaryota; Metazoa; Mollusca; Cephalopoda; Sepiida; Sepiidae
Source: the annotation of a GenBank genome assembly